AAAACGUCAGUGAAUGUUUUGGGUUUUGUGAUGACUCUUAAGUCAUAGGUAUACAUUAUUAUUAUUGGUGUUUAAUUAGAAAUGAACGUACCUACGAUGUUUCAAGCUUAUUUUAAGGCAGUUCAUUAAAAUAAGCAUUUGUUUCUGUAUUUCCUAAAAAGAAACGGUAGUAUCUGUAAUAAGGAAAUAUUUUUUUUUCAUGUUCUCUCUUAUAUUUAUUAUAAAAAUCAUUAUAUAAGUUUCAUUUUAGAGGUUAUUUCAUUUCAUCAUUUUUGUUAUAAAUUUUGUGAGUGGGAAUUAUUAAUUAUAAUUAUGUAAUUAUUAAUAAAAGUGGUUUGUAGAUUCGCUAGAAAUCCGAUAAUUUCAGUUUCGGAUGGAUGCACCACGAAAUAUGGGUACAAUUAUUAGGACUUUACCCCAUUACUUAUCAAAUCUUAUAAACAGAAGAAUUGAAGCACCAUUACGUAAAUUGGAAAAUAAGGUUUUUUAUUUCAACAAAAGGUCAUAUGAUGAUAAUUACUGUCACAAUGAUGAACAUUCCAAUUCCUGUAUUGAUGCUUGCCAAAUUUGUGUAACAUGGGAUAAAAACUGCACAAGGUUUAAAACAGAAAAUCUGGUCAGAGAUACUCCAUAUUCCAAAUUUGAACAAAAAAGAUUCAUCAUACAAAUUCCAACAAAGUAAUCAUGUACCCAAAAACACUAAGCUUGGCAACAUAUGUUAUGGGAAAGCCAAGUUGCAUAACAUUCAAAUAAAAAGAUUCUCCUCCUUCGAUGCCAUUUUAUCUCAUCAAGCAUAGCAUAACGUAGUCCUUUCAUGGGUUUUUUAGUUUAGGGAACAAGAAAAAGUCACAGGGGCCAGAUCUGGGGAAUACGGUGGCUGCGGCAUCAUUAGUGUGUUGUUUUCGGCCAAAAAGUCGCGCACAAGCAACAAUGUGUGAGCAGGGGUGUUAUCGUGGUGCAAAAGCCAAUUUUUGUUCUUCCACGAAUCCGGGCGUUUCUGGCGGUUUCUUUAUGUUUCCAGCAACUUCUCUUAAUGGUGAUUCGACGAUUGGCCAAUGUCAUUUUCUCCACUUCAUUAAUUUAUUCGUCUGUUGUUGAAGUUGAAGUGCUCGGGCGUCCGGCACACUCUUUGUCGUUCACAUCUUCUCGGCCUGCUGAGAACAUUUUGUACCACUGAUAAACAUUGCUUCGGUCCAAGGUAGCUUCUCUGUAUGCCACAGUCAACAUUCGGAAUGCAUCCGCGCACUUAAUUUCGUUUUCACACAAAAUUUGAUACAGAUUUGUUGAUCCAUUUUUUUUAAUAGGUAAAAAUCAAAGACGAUCCAAAACACAUGCAAGCAAAGCAGCUGUCAACAAUUAAGUGAACAUUGAACAUGGCCGAGCUUGUCGUCAUAAACCUUUUGAUGCUAACAAUCCGUUCUUAGCUCAAAUAAUUACCAACAAGGAAUUACACAAAGGUGGAAAUAGAUCAUGUCUUCAUGUGGAGUUUGAUAUAUCUGAUUCUAAAAUGGAAUAUGAAGCUGGUGACUAUGUGGCAGUGUAUCCUAAAAAUAACUCUAGAUUGGUUGAACGCCUAGGAGAAUUGACAAAUACAGAUCUCAGUAAAGGGAUCACUUUAGCCAACAAAGGCAAUCAGAUAACUUCGUACAGAACGGCAUUGUCCCAUUAUAUUGAAAUCACUGCAUUACCUUCUACAGAUGUUAUUAGGAAGUUGGCUGAAUAUUGCAGCAAUGAAAGUGACAAAAAUAAAAUGUUACUGAUGGCAACAAACUCUAAAGAAGGCAAAACAUUGUACAAAUCAUUUGUUGAAGAAGCAAGUCCCAAUAUUGUACAUAUUUUGGAAGACAUUAAAUCUUGUAGGCCUCCUCUUAAUCACAUAUGUAGUUUAUUGCCACAUCUUCAACCAAGAUAUUAUUCAAUAUCUUCUAGUCCAAAAUUGUUCCCAGAAUCAGUUCACGUGACGGCGGUGGUUGUAAAAUAUAAGACCAAGUCGGGCCGCGUGAAACAAGGAGUUGCGACCACCUGGCUCGCGGGGAACAAGCCGCAGAAGGGCGAGCCCUUGCCUCGCGUACCCAUUUACAUAAGGAAAUCAGAAUUUAGGUUACCACAAAGUAUGCAAACACCUAUUAUCAUGGUGGGUACAGGGACGGGGCUGGCACCUUUCCGCGGAUUUUUACAAGAGAGGGCCCACGCUCAGAGGAACGGCAAUGAAGUCGGUGACACUAUUCUUUAUUUUGGAUGCAGGCAUCGACAUCAAGAUUUUAUAUACCAGGAGGAGCUGGAAGAAUAUGAAAAAAGUGGCCUCCUAAAACUGAACUUGGCGUUCUCCCGGGAUCAAGCUGACAAAGUAUACGUGACACACUUGCUUGAGCAAAAUCUGGAGCAAAUUUGGAAUGUUCUAGGCAACCGAAAUGGACAUUUUUAUGUGUGUGGGGAUGCUAAUAAUAUGGCUGUCAAUGUGAGAGAUAUCGUCCUCAAGAGCAUAAGGGAGAUUGGAGGAAAAUCACACCAAGACGCCGUCAAAUUGCUUAACAAUCUAAAAUCUACCAAGAAAUAUUGCUCGGAUACAUGGAGUUAAUUUUGGAUCAUUGUUGUAAUUAAGUAGCACGAAUUUAUAUAACGUUAAUGCUGUGUGAGGCAGGCAGGCGACCAUAAAAACUUUACCUUUAGCCAACUCCGAAGUGAUGUAAAAUAAAUUACUAGGUACAUAUUUUUCGUUACUAUAUUUCCGCGUUCCCAUGCGCGUUUACUGAUUUAUCAAGAGAUUAAUGUAAAAUAAUUAAUGUUUUUAUUGCAUACACGUGCACAUUGUCGUCUUACGCAAAUCUUUUUUGCGGGAUACAAGUUACCUUAUGUACCUAUAUUUUUCUUAGUACAAAGUCGCUAAAGGGUUAAAGCUAAAGUCAGUCAGUCAGUCAGGUCAGUAUUUUAAUAAAUGGCUAAAAUUUGUGAUACUCUACACUUUCUAAGGUACAUAACUUGCUGAAUUCACGGUAUUUAUAGUUGAUAUGAUUUUUCACUGUUUUAUUUAUUUUAAUAAACAUUUUCGUGGUAAAAAGUAUCUCCUAAUUUUGAGCGUAAUAUACCUAACUAGUAGAUGUUGCAUGAUGCUUGAAAGCCCUACCUGUAUAGACGAGAAAAUAUUUUUUGUGAUAUUUUAGUUUCGAUAUCGAUCUAGUAACAAUCCAUGCUAGUUAAUUCUUUUUUAAUCCUUUCAAUGUAGGUACUGAAUUUAUAACAUGUCGAGCAAUAUACUUUUGUAGUGCUAUGUAAAAAAAGUCAUGAAAAAUCUAUGUAAGAAUGCAUCUUUUAUUUUUUAAUGAAAAAAUCAUUGUAUAUUAUUUAAUUUAAUAGUGUUGAUAUAAUAAUUAUGUAUACAUUUAUAAAACUGCUAUUACUGAGUGACAAACAGCUGGGUUGAAAAACUUGAAAUUUGACAUGUGGGUGUUUUCUUAUGUGGUCUAGGGAUGCACUAAGAAGGAUUCCUGAAAUUUCACGGGAAGUUAACGGAUUUUUUAGAUGGAGUUGCGGGCGCUCUCUGGAAUUUUUACAAUAUCAAUGUGUAUCAAAGGCUAAAGCUCGAUCCACGAAGAUCAUGUUGGGUUGGGAAUCUUGCAAAUGUUUGCCACAAAAUUAAAAAAGUAUAAACAAACAAAGUAAAGCAUAGGAUAGAAAAUCAUAGUAGCCAUUAUUAAAUAUAUUUAUUUUUCUGUGAUGUAUGUAUUAAUUUUUUACAUUAUAAAUUAUUAUACCGUAAAAUGCUAUAUCUUCAGUCUUUUCAAGACUGCUUGCUCUGUCUGCCACGUAUAGAAAGUGCCAUGUGUAUGUAUGUAAUCAUUAUCUAACGGCCUCUGUGGCGCAGCGGCAGUACGCUUGUCUGUGACACCGGAGGUCCCGGGUUCGAAUCCCGGCCAGGGCAUGAUGAGAAAAGAACUUUCCGAUUGGCCUGGGUCUUGGAUGUUUAUCUAUAUAAGUAUUUAUUAUCUAUACUUAUAUUAUAAAGCUGAAGAGUUAGUUUGUUUGAACGCGAUAAUCUCAGGAACUACUGUACAGUUGCCUUAUUACCAGGAAAGAAGAAUUGUUCACUGCAAAGUACUUAACUACGGUCUUUCUUUUAAAGUUAGAUAAAACAAUAGUUGCUUACAUUUUCAUUAUUAUUCUAAGACGUACAUACUAAUAAACGUUCGUACAUCGUCUAACUCAAUAAUCAGCUUUGUAGUAUAAAUACAAGUAAGUAUUCUGAGUGGCGCUGCUGUAGAAUAUACUCUCUAGCAGCGCACUAUAAAGUAUCAUUUUUUCUCAAAUUUACUGUACGUACGUACUUAAUUGUUUUUUGUACAUAAUGUUCUUCUGUUGCACAUUAAAUUGCCAUAGGUAGAACAAAAAUUCCAACAGGGGGCGUUGCGGCAGAGUACAACAUUACCAAUCUCAAUUCUGCACGUUUUCUUUAUUUUAUUUUAAUGGAAAUAUCAAUUGCAUUGUUAAGCAAAACAAAUUACAAUUUUCAACAUAAGAAUUAUGUAUUUUAAUAAUAACUUAUUUCACAAA
Amyelois transitella is the source of this 4548-nucleotide messenger RNA. RefSeq names its product NADPH--cytochrome P450 reductase. Gene Ontology annotation, molecular function: flavin adenine dinucleotide binding; NADPH-hemoprotein reductase activity; FMN binding. Gene Ontology annotation, biological process: response to hormone. NCBI's taxonomy places the organism in Eukaryota, Metazoa, Arthropoda, Insecta, Lepidoptera, Pyralidae. The record is from RefSeq and is a predicted model, not a curated record. The coding region runs from base 1508 to 2578 and encodes 356 amino acids. Gene Ontology annotation, cellular component: cytosol. The transcript is spliced from 11 exons.